AUGGCUACAAUCAGACCUGCACGGUAUCUGAACACAUCAGGCGUGCUGCGGCCCUCUGCAGGGUUACAGCGAUCCUCACAUCAGACAUUCCGUCCUCUCGGCUCCGUGAGGUGCAAGUCCGGACCGUAUGGCUACACACAAGCAAAGGCCCUCGUCUUCUCCAAGUACGGAGAGCCGACAGAUGUGCUAAACCUCCACACGCACUCCAUCUCGCCCUCCCUCCCCGCCAAAGCCGUCCUGGUGCGCACCCUCGCCGCGCCCGUCAACCCCGCCGACGUGAACACCAUCCAAGGCACUUACGGCGCGAAGCCGACCUUCUCCAGCCUCGUCGGCACCGCCCAGCCGUCCGCCAUCCCCGGCAACGAGGGCUGCCUCGAGGUCGUCUCCGUUGGCUCGGGCGUCACCUCCCUGCAGAAGGGCGACUGGGUCGUGCCCGCCGCCUCCGGGUUCGGCACGUGGCGCACCCACGCACUGGUCGAGAACGCAGACAGCGCGCUGCUCCGCGUCGACAAGGACGGGCUGGAUCCCCUGCAGGUGGCGACCGUGAGCGUGAAUCCGUGCAGUGCGUACCGCAUGCUCAAGGACUAUGUCGACCUCAUUGAUCUGAACGUCAAGUCGUAUGCGAGCGGCAGUGCGGGCGGCGGCGCGUGGUUCAUCCAGAAUGGCGGUAACAGCGGUGUCGGGCGGGCGGCGAUCCAGCUUGGUGCGCUGUGGGGCCUUAGAUCCAUCAAUGUGAUCCGGGAGCGUGAUUCUCCCGAGGCCACGGAGGCGAUGAAGAAGGAGCUUCUGGACUUGGGCGCCACAGUGGUAGUGACUGAGAAGGAGUUCCUGGAUAGGUCAUUCACCAGUCGAUUGAAAGAGGAAUGGACAAGAGGUGGUAAGGACCCCGUUAUGCUUGGUCUUAACUGCGUGGGUGGCAAGUCGGCAUCAAGCAUCGCGAAGUCUCUAAGUCAGGGUGGAACCAUGGUGACAUACGGAGCCAUGGCCAAACAACCCGUCGCAUUGCCGACAGGGCUUCUGAUCUUCAAGGAUAUCCGCUUUAGAGGCUUCUGGCUUAGUCGAUGGGCCGCUCAAGACAAAGAGGGCAAGAAGCGCACAAUAGAGGACAUUCUCAAUUUGACCAGAGACGGCAAGUUCAAGGAUGCGCCCCUGGAGCAGGUGAAAUGGGACUGGGAUACCGAGGAAAAGAUACUCAGGGAAGCCGUACAGGGCACCCUUCAAGGGUUCCGGCCAGGCAAGGGCAUUUUUGUGUUUGGUGAGACCUGA
Molecule: messenger RNA, 1266 nt
Organism: Phaeoacremonium minimum UCRPA7
Lineage: Eukaryota; Fungi; Ascomycota; Sordariomycetes; Togniniales; Togniniaceae
Product: putative trans-2-enoyl- reductase protein
Exons: 2
Coding region: 1-1266 (421 amino acids)
Biological process (GO): fatty acid metabolic process
Cellular component (GO): mitochondrion
Molecular function (GO): trans-2-enoyl-CoA reductase (NADPH) activity
Source: RefSeq, a predicted model, not a curated record